UGUCCAGUUGCCGCCGGUUAUUUCUGCGCAGCUGAUCCCCUCCCUUCACAAUCUCCAACUGCUCCACACUCAGUGGAGAGGAGUGUGUGGAGGAAUCAGACCCCAAAUAUAGCCCAGGGUGUUGGUUGGGUGGGUGGGCUGACUGCAGACCCCAGCAGGGUCCAAAGGGAGUCAUGUGCACAACCUUGUCCUCACAUAACACAGACAGAGGGACAGGAGAGGAUCCAUAAACCCAGCUGGAGCACAGUGGAUGUACUGGAAGGAGUUUGCUUGCUGUAGUUGGAGGGGAAAGUUGCUGGCCUAUCUCGGACCAUGAAGCUUAACGUGGCGUUGUUUUUUGCGGGGCUCUUCGGGGCGUUAGCAGCUGUGUUCACCCUCCUCUCGUUUGGGACAGAUUACUGGCUGAUGGCUUCAGAGAGCUGCCACCCAAACCCUGGAGAUGUUGGUGGUGUGACAGUCGAGCGUGGCGAUGUGGUGGUGCAGGAAGGCGCUCCUGACGUCACUCUGUACCAUGAAGGGUUUUUCUGGAAGUGUUCGUUUGGAGGCAGCGCUGGAGAUGAAGACCUGAUGUGGAAGCUCUGGUUCACAAACCAGCCUCACUCCAAAGUGUGCACGCACGCCUACCUCUUCCCAUUCCCCGUGUCUCAACAUUCCCACAAUGCAACAGAGUAUGACUCGGCCAUCAUCUACAGAGGUUUCUGGAGUAUCUUCAUGCUGAUCGGAGUGGCCGCUGUGUUGCUCGGGGGUCUCUUCAUCAUCUGUGCGGCUCCGUUCGCCAGCCACCGUUUAUAUAAAGCAGGCGGGAGCCUCUUCCUGGCAUCAGGCCUGUUCCUGCUGUGUGUGGUGGUGAUGUACGUGCUGUGGGUGCAGGUGUUGGACGUGGUGGAGCUCUACAUCGAGCACCAGCGCUCCACAGUGUGUGCAGACUUCCAGCUGUCCCUCCACUACGGGCUGUCCUUCAUGUUCGCUCCCGUCGGCAUCUUCUUCUGCUUCCUGGCCGGCCUCCUCUUCCUCCUCAUCGGCCGAACCAUCCAGAUCCACUGCAACUGAAUUCCCCCAGCAGCAGGUUGGAUGAUGGGACUCUUUGUUUUACCACCAGACCUGACAUUUUCCCCACUGUGUCUGCUAUGUAAAUAAAGACUAUUUAUAUGGAAGCUCUGGGUAUAAAUGAUCUGACAGGAUAAGCAUUUUGCAACCCAAAAAUGGUGCCUUCAUCACUCCAGCCUGGGAUGUUUUCAUUUGAGCUGCAUAACAUUCAGUUAUAUGGUAUUCUCAACCAGCCUGAUCACAUAUUACAAUACAUUUAAUAUAGCAGAUAAUAUAUUACCCAAAGUUAUUUACAUUCAGUGCAUUCAGACAUGAAGAUAUAUCCUCAAACAGAAGGUGGAAAAAAAGUUGUGAGGGUUUUGAGUGGAUGCUAAUGACAUGUAUCAGGGAGAAUAUGAACACACGCCAUUAUAUACAGUAUAUAAUGCUUUGUAUAGUGUUUAAAUACAGAUAAUUACAUACAAGCGCACAGCUAAAAGUCUCAGGCUUCAACAAUGAAAGUACAAUAUACUCAACAAAAAAAGUAAAAUCAUAACAUGAUAUAGAUAGACAAAAUGGUUCAAGAAACUUGCAGGUAUACAGAAAAAUAUACACAAAUAGGAUAAAUACACAACAGCGGAACAGUGCAUAGAAAACUCAGCAUACACUUGAAGCCUAUUGUAUGUAAUAAAAAACAUCUCGUGAUUGUUUUCGUAUCCAUAUUAACAGUUUCAAAGUGCUGUACAGAUCAUAAAGCCUGUGGAGAAAUGUGAGCUUUGUGAUAUUGGGCUUUUGUCAAUAAAUAGAUUUGACUAGAUUUGAACAACAGCAGGUUCAUUGAUAGAUACGGAGCUCAUGGAACAGAGACAUAUCACACGUGUUAGUAGCAUCAGUGUGUUGUUGGUUUUGGUCUUUUUUUGACAAUGAGAACAAUGCAAUCUGACUUUUGUAAUAUCAUAAAAUAUUAUAUUUCACUGAGUGUAACAUGCUUUAUCUGCAACACUAUUUAACUAUGUACAUAUCCUGAAACGCUGUUAUUUGUUUUGAGUUUCUUGGUCCCAGCACAGUUUAUUCUGUUUCUAAAUCGAGCUUGAAGCGUGAUUGACUUUCUACGUUUAUUUAACUAUUUCCUGUUUAUGUUGUUGAGUUUCUGUCGUCUUGUUUUUUUGUGUGUUGACACAACAUCAUAUCUGUCCAAAUUAAUGUUUUUUUUCUCCUGUUAUCUGUUUGCUAAUAAAAAGAAGAGUUAAAGCUA
Messenger RNA from Trematomus bernacchii (emerald rockcod), 2281 nucleotides. It is a transcript of the gene tmem182a, whose product is annotated as transmembrane protein 182a. Lineage: Eukaryota; Metazoa; Chordata; Actinopteri; Perciformes; Nototheniidae. The record is from RefSeq and is a predicted model, not a curated record. Gene Ontology annotation, cellular component: membrane. The coding region runs from base 313 to 1050 and encodes 245 amino acids. The transcript has 5 exons.